This is a messenger RNA of Talpa occidentalis (Iberian mole), 6628 nucleotides long. It is a transcript of the gene MAP2K6, whose product is annotated as mitogen-activated protein kinase kinase 6. Gene Ontology annotation, molecular function: ATP binding; MAP kinase kinase activity. The record is from RefSeq and is a predicted model, not a curated record. Gene Ontology annotation, biological process: MAPK cascade; protein phosphorylation. NCBI's taxonomy places the organism in Eukaryota, Metazoa, Chordata, Mammalia, Eulipotyphla, Talpidae. The transcript has 13 exons. The coding region runs from base 285 to 1289 and encodes 334 amino acids.
UCCAAGUUUGGAGCUUUUAGCUGCCAGCCCUGGCCCAUCAUGUAGCUGCAGCACAGCCUUCCCUAACGUUGCAACUGGGGGAAAAAUCACUUUCCAGUCUGUUUUGCAAGGUGUGCAUUUCCAUCUUGAUUCCCUGAAAGUCCAUCUGCUGCAUCGGUCAAGAGAACUCCACUUGCAUGAAGAUUGCACGCCUGCAGCUUGCAUCUUUGUUGCAAAACUAGCUACAGAAGAGAAGCAAGGCAAAGUCUUUUGUGCUCCCCUCCCCCAUCAAAGGAAAGGGGAAAAUGUCUCAGUCGAAAGGCAAGAAGCGAAACCCUGGCCUUAAAAUUCCAAAAGAAGCAUUUGAGCAACCUCAGACCAGUUCCACGCCACCUCGAGACUUAGACUCCAAAGCUUGCAUUUCUAUUGGAAAUCAGAAUUUUGAGGUGAAGGCAGAUGAUCUGGAGCCGAUAGUGGAACUGGGGCGAGGUGCCUAUGGGGUGGUGGAGAAGAUGCGGCAUGUGCCCAGUGGGCAGAUCAUGGCAGUGAAGCGGAUCCGGGCCACAGUCAAUAGCCAGGAGCAGAAAAGGCUACUGAUGGAUUUGGAUAUUUCCAUGAGGACGGUGGACUGUCCUUUCACGGUCACCUUUUAUGGUGCACUCUUCCGGGAGGGUGAUGUCUGGAUCUGCAUGGAGCUCAUGGAUACGUCACUAGAUAAAUUCUAUAAACAAGUGAUUGAUAAAGGCCAAACAAUUCCAGAGGACAUCUUAGGGAAAAUAGCAGUUUCUAUUGUAAAAGCAUUAGAACAUUUACACAGUAAGCUCUCUGUCAUUCAUCGAGAUGUCAAACCUUCUAAUGUACUGAUCAAUGCUUUGGGCCAAGUGAAGAUGUGCGAUUUUGGAAUCAGUGGCUACCUGGUGGACUCUGUGGCUAAAACGAUCGACGCGGGGUGCAAGCCCUACAUGGCCCCUGAAAGAAUAAACCCAGAGCUCAACCAGAAGGGAUACAGUGUGAAGUCUGACAUUUGGAGUCUGGGCAUCACUAUGAUUGAGUUGGCCAUUCUUCGGUUUCCUUAUGAUUCAUGGGGGACUCCUUUUCAGCAGCUCAAACAGGUGGUGGAGGAGCCAUCGCCACAACUCCCAGCAGACAAGUUCUCGGAAGAGUUUGUUGACUUUACCUCACAGUGCUUGAAGAAGAAUUCCAAAGAACGGCCAACAUAUCCAGAGCUUAUGCAACAUCCAUUUUUCACCCUACACGAAUCCAAAGCAACAGAUGUGGCAUCUUUUGUAAAACUGAUUCUUGGAGACUAAAAUCAAAGGACUCAAUCGGUUGACCCUCCUGUGGAUUGGGACACAAAACCUGAAUUCCAGAGCCUUCAAAAUGAAAUUAUCCUUCUGGGGGAAGCACAUUGCCACCAGAUACAUCAUUCACCACCUGUUCCUGGUGUCUACAAAGAAGAUGUGUCAUUUUUCUGAGGUUUAGAGAGUCAUUGUUUACAGCUGUGCAAGUGCCAUUCUACCAGAGCAGGAGUAUUUGGAACCAAGACUCAAGUUGAGGUUUAUCUUUUUAAUUCCUGAUCCUGAUCUUCCUUUUUUCAAGCAAAAUUUCUCUCAGAGUCUCUCCUAUCUGAGGUGAAGAGGACUUGGGCCAAAGUGGAAACAUAAAGCAAGAUCAAAGAAUUUGUGGGUGGGAUAUAUUUUUUAAGAAGCCAAUUAUCACCUUGUCACACAAAUGUGUUAAUAGAAUUUAAAAAUAUCAAACUUGGUUGCCUGGGACUUUCCAUAUCUUGACGUUCACUUGUAUUGCCAUCUGACCUAAGUAAGGCAUUGAGUUCUUCAUUCUUGGGGAUUUACCAUUUGAUUUUUGGGAGAUUUGCAUUGUUUUUCUUUCUUAGAGUUGUCAGUUUCAACAGAUUUCUUUGUGGGCAGUUAAUCUUGACAUGCAUGGGUUUCCCCCAGGUGAUACUUUUGCAUUUGCAAGAUUCUGGGUCUUUCUUAAGAGUAAGGCUAGGGGUAGUAGGUCUUGGAGAUUGAGCUCGAGUAAAGCAGGAGUAAGUCAUGGCACUUCAUGGAACCUUAAUGUGGGAAUCAGGACAACCUAAAUAAUCCCUCAAGUUUGUGACUUUGACCCAGCCUUCCUUGAUUGCAUCUGCUUGUUUUUAUUCCUCUGCCCAUCAGAGAUGAACUGGGCUGACUUAACACUCUUGUUUAAGUGGAAAGGAACUGAUCCAGCCAUUUUCAAGAACAAAGGAUCUAGGCCAACAAUUCUGCAUUAGUUUGCCUCAAUGGACUCUAUUGUUCUCAAAUCUCAAAGAUGUAAGGGAUAUCUAAGAGAACUUUUACCAAACCUGAUUCUAAAAUAUAGGACCUUAUAAUAAGAACUUUCAUUUGGUCUUUUUAGAAAGAGCAGCUGUGUUGAGUAUCUGUUCCCCUAAGUCUUUCUGUGGUAGAGCAAGUUUGCAUCCUUUGGUGCCUAUUAACAUUUGUAUUGAAGGCAUCAAGCUAUUUCAGCAUAGCAAGUCAGGCCACUGGCUUUGGGGAAUGUCAUUGGACUUUGGAGUUUAAGGCUAAACAGUGGUGCAAAGUCAUGUUUGGGAGCUGGGAGAAAGGAUGAAUGCAACAAACAGUAUUAAACCAGGAACCCCACAGAAGAGCGAGCUGAUAAAAGGAGGUGGCAGACAGAUAUAUCCCUCAACUUACUUUCAGUGUUACUAUAGAGAUGAUCUCCUGGAGAAAACCCAUCCAAAAGCCUUUAUAGUUUUUGUCCCUUAAAAAUAUUGAACGUAAGAUUCAGCAGAUGGCACUGAUUGAUUUCUGAAAAUUUUCUCUAGUUUCCCUUGUGCUAUUGAUUUUAUAUCAUUUUACAAUAAUGUAACCCAGGAAAAAAGGCAGAUUAUUAGAGGGGUGUUCAAGCACUUUGAGAGUAUGCACCCCAUCCAUCAGCUACCUUCUGGGUAAAGAAAAAUGAAGCCUUUAAACAAAAUCAAGCUUUAAUCAUUAGUCCUGGAGGCAGACAUUAUUAAGAAAGAUGGACACCAAAAGUUAUCUGAUGAGAAUUCUUUUUCCAUGAUGCAGAGAACUGUGAAUCUUCUUAGGAAUACACUACAGGUCUUCAGCUGAAGAGCUAGAACUUAUAAUUUAAAAUCAUGACACUCAAGGUUAGUUUGAAUUUUCAGAAGUAGUGAAUUGUGUGGAAGACAUAGUUGUUUUCUUCUGAUUUCAAGCUGUGUGUCUUGGUGUGUUCAGUACUUGGGAAGCUAAGAGUCAGAUGCACCGAGUGGAUUUCACACUAUGUUUAGUGAUACUCCUGGGAGUUCCCUUGUCAAUAAGGGAAGGGUAUCUUGUCAAUAAGAGUGUGAUGAAGGGUAGAUAACCUUGCCCAUCUAAAACCUCCAGUCAGAAUAUUUGGCUACCAGUGAAUCUGCAGCUUUAAUUAAAGGCUUGGGAAUUUGAACAAGAUGACAACUGAAGGACUCCUAAAUAGCCCAAGAACCUGGCAAAUUUUGUAGCCAACGUUGUCUGUGAGUCCCUGACUUUUGCUAUGAUGAACAUACUCACUGGGCUUGGGGGUUGAAGAGCAAGAAGAGAGGACCAUUUAUUUCUACUUUUAUGCAUGAAUCAUUUGGAAAAAAAUGAAGAAGUCAAUAUAAGAGGGCCAUGUCUCUUGAUAUUUAAAUUGGUUAUUUUUCUAACUCGGUUGAGAAAGAGGACUGAGGAGUGAGGAGGAGUAGUGUGAUUGGGCUCUUGGUAGGCAGUGGAAUUACUAAAUUUCUGCAUUUGCAGAAGCAAAAUUGACUGCAAGGAAAAAGUAAAACUCUGCAUGCAUACCUUUGGCACAGAGAAGGCUACCAUAUGAGACCCAAGCUAACUGAGUUACCUUUGCUGAGUUUUGCAAGUUAUAGGUGGAGUACAGUAAUGGGAACUUGGUGUAGCCUUUAGAAACCAUGGACUACGAUGGUGUAUCUGUGAUGAACUGAAGACAAGGGGCUGCUUGGACAUCAAUGGAAUCGUAUCAGGUGCCUUGUACACACACAUCUCUAGGGUGUGUGGUGAAUUCUGAGAAUUUAAUGGGGUGGAGGAAGCGGUCAGAGCAGCCAUUUUAGAACGUUUUAUGUGUCAAAAAGUUGUAACUGGAAACAGUUUGUAGAGUUCUUGGCCAAUCUCUGUGUAUAAGCUACUGAGCAUGUUCAAUUAAGGAAAUCCAGGCAAUUUCUCUCGCAUACUAUCUGUUUUAUUCUUUUGUCUCAAAUUUAUUUGCCAAGUGGAGUGAUUUUCUCCAUGAACUGAAAUGAUGAACUGAUGUUUUAAUAAAACCACAUCCAUUUUUAGAGGAAAAAUGCUUUCUUUAUGUAAUUAACUUACCCAAUUGGAGCACAUUUCUAAUAUCCCUCCCAUUUAGUCAUUUAAAGCAGAAAGAGACAUUUGAUGUGUCACUCAAGUUUCUUAUUUAAAUACACGGACAGUUUUCUAUAUAAUGUGUGAAAUCUCCACGAGACGCUAGAUGUAACUUCUAUAUGGAACUGAACUUCACAAACUUUUUAGUAAAAUCGGUGGUUUUGCCAGCUCCCUUUGUGCUUCAAUCUCACUGCUGAAAAUGCUGCUCCUUAGUUAAUAUGACCUUUGUGAGGAAGAAAAACACUUUUCUUACAUUGUGUGAAUUUUAUGAUAGACCUUUUUCAUUUGUAUAUACGAUUGCUAUUUUCCUAUGUUGCACCCCAAAAUCUGCUUUUAAGCCAUGUUUAUUGUUAAGUGAGCUGUUGGGCAAGUGAAACAUGACUGGUCUUUGCAAUCCCUUGAUGUUAGAAUCAAGUCAUUCCAUGUGCUACUUAGGAGGCCCUACAUCUAUCUCUUCCUGGUAACUGAAACAUUCUUAAAGGAGAUCGGAGAGGUGGUGCACCCCUACUCUUUGAAGCCCAUUGCCAACAAUGCAUUUCCGGAGAAUUUGAAAUAGAAGAAUGAAUGCUAUGUUAUGAAUUUUCUCAUCGCCUGAUUCUUUCAUCUGCCCUGUAUGGCAUGCUGCUAACUUUCCCUGGUGGAAAUCAUCUCUUCUUCAUGGACUGCAAUUUUUUUUUUUUUUUUUAAUGAAUGAGGCAGGCUGACCUGUAGAGUAUGGAAUUCAUUAGAAGUUCAUAAAAUAAAGACCUCUAAAGCAUAUGGGUGGAAUGUUUCCAUGCCUUUGAGGUGAAUGUUAAAUUCAAGCCCUGGGUUUGGGAACUUUUUGUUUGUAGCUGCAGAAGGAAAGAAGUAGUUGGGGAUAUGUGCUUCGCUCUGUGUUUUCUUGUGUGGAAAUGUGUGGGCCACCUCGUUUUCAUAAGGGAAAAACAUUUCUCAUCAUUGUAUGGGGGAUGGGAAUUAGAAUAUAGAGUGAUAACAUCAGUCAGACUCUAGAAUCAGAUUUAAAGUGACCUGCUUUGUAGGAAGGCAGCCUCUGGUUGGCUUUGGGGACCCACGUACAUUUUGGUUUUGGCCUAGCUUUCUUGCUAUCCAGGUUGUGUGCUUUUUUUUUCUUUUGAACUACUGCUUAUAAUUGGUGAUGUUAUCUCAAAAUCCUGAAUCCAAGGAAGUAGCUAAUGAGCAAGACUUGGAAUAGGUGCAAGUAUUGGUUGACAUAGGUGAGUUUGACAGCAUUCUCAGAUAUAGACUCAAUUGAGGGGUGAUAUGAAUUUGCUGUUAACAUUUGGAGGACCCACUUCUCCUAGGUCCUUAUUUUUAAGAUAUUUAUCUUUUCAUGCAAAUACCAUUGGUGGGUCAUACUUAAUAGCCUAGAGGGUUGGUUUCUCUCAGUCAAUAAACAAGGAAUUAUAGUAAUUGCCAAAGGUGGAGAUAAUUUUGCAUUAUAGGUCAUUCUAUGAUGAAAUUUUCAAUCACAGUAUCUUGUUAAAAGCCUAACCUUACAAUCUCCCUCUUCUUUUCUGAUGUAAGAGCAUAGUGUUUUUGACCCAGGAAAUGGCUGAGAUGUGUUGAACCAGGUGGUUGUGACACAAUCCCCAUGGUGACCGCUCAUGUCCCCUUUUGCCACCGUAAAAGGAAAAUGAUAUUGGGAGAUUUAGUCACACUUGGACUCCUCUGCUGAUGAGGAGCUGACACUUUGAUUUCCUAUCUCAGGAUAUUCUUCAGUUUCAUACUGCUGCUGAGGAGGAGGUGCAAGCUGCAGACACUGUAACUGACUGGUCUCUGAAUAUUUGUGCGUGUGUAUGUAAAACUCCACCGCGUGUGUGUUGUGUUCAAUGUUGUGUCAAUCUAUGAACUGACUCAAACAACAAUUUGAAGGUAGAGAAGACAGUGAUCAUGGCAAAUGACACCCAACCACCUCUUUCUGUCAACGUGCUAGCUAUGAUCUUCACAGCCAGGACAAAUAACUUAAGUAUUCAGGAGUUACGUGUCUUUGAGAGAAAUGGUGUGUUUAUCUCAUAAGAAAAUGUACAACCAAUAAAAGACAUUUGAAAAACUGCCAUGACUCUGUUUAUUCAUUGAGUUCUUUGUGGCAACUCCUCGUGCCAGAGAGGCUUCUUUAUGUAUAAAAGGCUUGAAGUUUUGCUUGAACUAUUUCAUCUCUUUUCUCCCCUUCUCUUCUCUCCCAUUCCAAAACAGAAUAGAACAAAACAACAUAAUUGCAAUCUCAAAGACUCGUUAGAAAGUCAUUUCAUCUA